This is a messenger RNA of Entamoeba invadens IP1, 1119 nucleotides long. RefSeq lists its product as hypothetical. The coding region runs from base 1 to 1119 and encodes 372 amino acids. The record is from RefSeq and is a predicted model, not a curated record. Lineage: Eukaryota; Evosea; Mastigamoebida; Endamoebidae. The transcript has a single exon.
AUGUCAAAGGAUUCCACAACCAUUUCAUCAACUGAAUGGUUUAAGUAUAUCACUGGUGUUUCUGAACAAGAAUUUAUCGACUCCAAAUCGAUUCAAGUCCACACCAAUUCUUCCAAAUACACCACACCCGAGUUGAUUAUAACCAACUCCAAGACUCAUGAAGAUUAUUCAUGUGGAUCCUUUGAGUUGCUCUCUCUCAAAGAACUUCGCAAAUAUUCGACUUCCUCCGACGUUCCAUCGACCUUUGAGAUAUACAUUCGUCAGACUCCUUCCUCACUCGACCGUGUUGAAGUCUCCUCCAUGCAAUUAACUCCCGAAUUCAAAAAUUCGGUCUUUUUAGUUGCUUCGAACUUCAAUGCUGUUGAGAGUGUUUCUGAGAGUAUUUCCCCCGAGAGUCCAAACUUCGCGACUAACUACGUCUACGACAGAACACAAGGCCCAAUAGCUUCUCUUGGUGCUCCCGCCGCAGCCAUCUGUCGAGUUCACUUUCCCUUUUAUGAUCACAAAAUCGACUCCUCGAGGUGGGGGCAGACAGACGGACACCAAGUCGAAAUUCUUGGGAAUAUGAAGAGUAAAAUUCCUGUGGUGAAUGGGUAUCCCCUUCUUGCAAAAGAGAAGAAAAUAACUGAAAGUGAUGCGGAGAAUUAUGUUGCGGCGAUCCACAGCAAUGUCACUGCUAUGAUGAAAAUUGGAAGCGGAAAGAUAGAAGUCGUCGAACACCAGAAAAGACAGAAGAUCGACCAGGUCUUUGCUGCGGCUAUUAAUAUCGGACAAGGAAAAAGCGGAUAUGCCAAUUUCGAUAUUGCAGAGAAGGAAAUGUCGAUGGUCGAAGUGCCACUGAAAUGUGGUUAUGAAGCGGCGUAUUUGACUGCUAUGAAGAACAAAAGAGAGAAUGUAGUGUUAACUAUGCUUGGAUGCGGAGUGUUUGGAAAUGACACGGAAAUGGUCUGUGAAACUAUCAUAGCAACACAUUUGAAAUAUGGAGUAAAAAUGAACGGAAGCAUCAGAAGAGUCGUCGUGCCUUUGUUCCCAAUUGGAGGAGGUGAGACACUUCAAAUAUUCGAAAAUUUGUUGAAAAAGAAUAAAAUCAAUUACCAGGUUAAGGUCUUCUUUGAAUAA